Molecule: messenger RNA, 1636 nt
Organism: Mugil cephalus (flathead mullet)
Lineage: Eukaryota; Metazoa; Chordata; Actinopteri; Mugiliformes; Mugilidae
Gene: nmrk1
Product: nicotinamide riboside kinase 1
Exons: 5
Coding region: 511-1050 (179 amino acids)
Cellular component (GO): cytoplasm
Source: RefSeq, a predicted model, not a curated record
CAUUUAGAGGCUUAUGUUGGAUUCACAAAGAUUUGUUGUGGUUUAUAUUCAGUCACAGCAAACACAUCUAACCCACACAGUAAGACUGUUUAAUUUGGACACGCUCUACUGCGUUAUAUAUAUAUAUUUCUGUUUUCUAACUCACAAAAUGCAGAAAAUUCUAACGUAUCACAGUUUGGUGCAGCGGUAAUCCUCAGGUGGGUGGAUGCUGGAGACCGGCUCUAAUUAAGGACACCGAGGUCAAGCUAUAGGCUGUAAAAUGUAGAAAACAUGGGGCUGUUUUUUCAGUUAAUUGGAAAUGUGUGUCUUUUAAUUAAAAUAAAUAAAUAAAUAAAUAAAACUGAGACCUUCAUCCUCCAGAGGGCUGUGGAGGGGAACCUAUCCCAUCUGUCAUUGGCAACCUGUCCAGGGCAGGGUCAACGGGUUGAGAGCGUAUCACAGGGUUAACACGGACAGACAAACACCCAUUCAUACUCACAUGCGCAAAUACAGCCAAUUAACCUAAUAUGCAUGUGUUUGAACUGUGGGAGGAAACCAUCUGGAGAAGAGAAGCCACGCAGGCACAGGGAGAACAUGGAAACCUCACACAGACGGGUCCCAGUGCUCAGUGCUCUGCACAUGGACGCGAUGAUGAGCGACGUCGACUCGUGGAGAACUGAUCCUGUUUCAUUCCUGAGGCAGCGAAGCCUGAACCCCGAGCACACCACCCCAUCAGGUGAUACGGAGGUGUACGUGCUGAUAGUGGAAGGCUUCCUCAUUUUUAACUACAGGCCUCUGAAUGUGCUGUUUGACAAACGAUAUUUCCUGGAAAUAUCUUAUGAAGUCUGCAAGAGGAGACGAAGUUCAAGGGUGUACACGCCCCCCGAUCCUCCUGGCUACUUCGAUGGACACGUGUGGCCAAUGUACCUUAAAAACCGCCAAGAGAUGGAGAGCAUAGAAUCGGAAAUCGUAAUUCUCAAUGGUCUGGAGUCAAGGGAAGAGCUGCUGGCUGCUGUGUAUAAAGAUAUUAGUCAGGAAAUGAAAAGACUCAGGGCUACGGCUGCUAUAUGAUUAGCAUUAGCAUGUUGCUUUAUUUGCAGUAAAACUACAUUUUUCAUAUGUAAUUUUACCAUGUAUUUUACGUUUUUUUUAUCAUGUGUUUCUGAAAAUAAUUUUAAAUAUUUACAAAAGAUGUUUUUUUUUUUGGGGCAGGGGUUUAAUAUGACUAAUCAUUGCUGUGAGGCUCAUUAGCAUUUGGUACUGCAGGCCUCUCUCGCCAUCUUUGUUAAUGAAUAGUGUUCUUGACUUCUUUAAUCUUAACCUCAUCUUUAAUUCAGUUUAUCUGCAUGACUUUUAUGACAUUGUAAGUUGCAAGAAUUUUACCCGGCUGAAUUUAAAACGCCCGAAACGCCGGGAUAUUUAGUUUUGCACUAAAACCAUAAGUCACCAUGUGUCUUCAGGGGGUGAAGUUUGUUCAGUGGUCAUGAGACGUUUGUCUCCUUCUGUUAUGAAAUCUGUGUCGAAAUGUGAACUAUUACAGAAUCUGUUGCUUUCAUCACUUACUUUAAACAUGUGUUGCAUACAUUUUUUUUUUUUAAAAAAGGAUGUAAUACAAGGAUGUGAUACUAUCUACAAUUAAACUUUUAAAAAAAAUAAA